AUGAACUCGAUACUCUCUCGCUUCGAUCAGUCCGCCAGCUCGUCCUUAGCGGGCUCGAGUUCCGCGCCGGACCACCAGCUCAUGGGCGCACCGGGUCAAUUCGACCUUCCCAACAUGGAUCCGGCCACCUUCCUGUCGCAGUACACCGACGUCGACUCGUCCAACCCAGCUGCCAAGAUCAAACUCGCUCACGGUACUACCACGCUCGCUUUCCGUUUCCGCGGCGGUAUCAUUGUCUGCGUCGACUCGAGAGCCACGGCUGGCUCGUACAUCGCCUCGGGCACCGUGAAAAAGGUCAUCGAGAUCAACCCAUACCUUCUGGGAACCAUGGCCGGUGGUGCCGCCGACUGUCAGUACUGGGAGACCUACCUGGGCAUCCAGUGCCGCCUGCACGAGCUGCGCAACAAGGAGCGCAUCUCGGUCGCCGCCGCCAGCAAGUACCUCAGCAACCUCGUCUACAGCUACAAGGGCAUGGGUCUCUCCAUGGGAACCAUGAUCUGUGGCUGGGACAAGACCGGCCCCGCUCUUUUCUAUGUCGACUCGGACGGCACGCGUCUCAAAGGUGACGUCUUCAGCGUCGGUUCCGGUUCCACAUUCGCCUACGGUGUGCUCGACCAGGGCUACAAGUGGGAUCUUUCGGACGAAGAGGCGCAGGAACUCGGUCGACGCUCCAUCUACGCUGCUGCUCACCGCGACGCUUACUCGGGUAACACGGUGAACCUCUACCACGUCCGCGAAAACGGUUGGGAGUUCAUUGCCAACUACGACGUGUCCAAACUGCACUACGACGGUCCCGGCGACGAUGUCCCCGGUGCACCAGGCGGAGGGUAUGGUUGGGAGGUGCGAACCAAGGGUCUUUCUUCCAAGCUUGAAGCACAGCCGGGUCAGAGCGUCAGCGGCCAGGGCGGACGUUUCGCUGACGAACAGCCACUCGCUGCUCAGGUCCGACCUGAACAAGCAUGA
This is a messenger RNA of Sporisorium graminicola, 963 nucleotides long. RefSeq lists its product as uncharacterized. The record is from RefSeq and is a predicted model, not a curated record. The transcript has a single exon. Gene Ontology annotation, molecular function: threonine-type endopeptidase activity. Lineage: Eukaryota; Fungi; Basidiomycota; Ustilaginomycetes; Ustilaginales; Ustilaginaceae. The coding region runs from base 1 to 963 and encodes 320 amino acids. Gene Ontology annotation, cellular component: proteasome core complex.